AUGAAAGUUCGGGAAGUAGAAGAGAUGAAGGUUAACGAGAUUGAGAGAGAGGGGAAUGAUGGAGAGCCCAAGAAGGGAGUGGCGAGUGAGCUAGAGGCGAAUGAGGUAGAGGUAGCGGUGAUUGAGGUAGAUGCAGUAGUCACACAGGAAUAUGUGAAAGAGAUAGUGGCCAAUGUCGUAGAAGGGAUUGAGAGAGAUGCCAAGGAGGACUUAGGGAAAGAGGUAGAGGCAAGUGAGGUAGAUGGGAAUGAGGGAAUAGCCAAACAGGAAGUGGCUAAGAAAGUUGAUAAUGUUGUGGAGACAAAGAAAGAGGGAGAGGAUGGUGUUCAGAGGAAACGUAGUAAUAGGAAGAAACAUAAGAACAAGGAGAAAGUUCUGGAGGAGACAGUGAAAGAAGAGGUGGCUGAGAGAGAGGGGAGUGAGGGAGAGCCCAUGCAGGAAGUGGUGGAGGUUGGGACGAUUGAGGUAGAGAUGAUUGAGGCAGUGGCUUUGGAGGAUGUGAUGAAUGAGGUAGAGUUGAAUAAGGUAGAGGUGUUAGAAGGAGAUGGCAAGCGGGAAUUAGCGAAUGAGGCAGAGGUAGCGGUGAUUGAGGUAGAAGCAGUGGCCAAGCAGGAAGUGGUGAAAGAUAUAGCGGCCAAUGUCAUAGAGGGGAUUGAGAGAGAUGCAAAACAGGUAUUAGCAGAAGAGAUAGAGCCAAAUGAGGUCGAUGGGAAUGAGGGAAUGGCCAAACAGGAAGUGGCGGAGAAAGUUGAGAAUGUUUUGGAGACAAAGAAAGAGGGAGAGGAUUGUGUUCAGAGGAAACAUAGGAAUAGGAAGCUACGAAGGAUUGAGAUGAAAGUUCGGGAAGUAGGAGAGAUGAAGGUAAACGAGAUUGAGAGAGAGCGGAAUGAUGUAGAGCUCAAGAAGGAAGUGGCGAGUGAGGUAGAGGCGAAUGAGGUAGAGGUAGCGGUGAUUGAGGUAGAUGCAGUAGCCACACAGGAAUUUGUGAAAGAGGUAGUGGCCAAUGUCAUAGAAGGGAUUGAGAGAGAUGCCAAGGAGGACUUAGGGAAAGAGGUAGAGGCAAGUGAGGUAGAUGGGAAUGAGGGAAUGGCCAAACAGGAAGUGGCUAAGAAAGUUGAUAAUGUUGUGGAGACAAAGAAAGAGGGAGAGGAUGGUGUUCAGAGGAAACGUAGGAAUAGGAAGAAACACAAGAACAAGAAGAAAGUUCUGGAGACAGUGAAAGAAGAGGUGGCUGAGAGAGAGGGGAGUGAGGGAGAGCCCAUGCAGGAAGUGGUGGAGGUUGGGACGAUUGAGGUAGAGAUGAUUGAGGCAGUGGCUUUGGAGGAUGUGAUGAAUGAGGUAGAGUUGAAUAAGGUAGAGGUAUUAGAAGGAGAUGACAAGCGGGAAUUAGCGAAUGAGGCAGAGGUAGCGGUGAUUGAGGUAGAAGCAGUGGCCAAGCAGGAAGUGGUGAAAGAUAUAGCAGCCAAUGUCAUAGAGGGGAUUGAGAGAGAUGCAAAACAGGUAUUAGCAGAAGAGGUAGAGCCAAAUGAGGUCGAUCGGAAUGAGGGAAUGGCCAAACAGGAAGUGGCGGAGAAAGUUGAGAAUAUUGUGGAGACAAAGAAAGAGGGAGAGGAUUGUGUUCAGAGGAAACGUAGGAAUAGGAAGCUACGAAGGACUGAGAUGAAAUUUCGGGAAGUAGAAGAGAUGAAGGAAAACGAGAUUGAGGGAGAGGGGAAUGAUGUAGAGCCCAAGAAGGAAGUGGCGAGUGAGGUAGAGGUAGCGGUGAUUGAGGUAGAUGCAGUGGCCAAGCAGGAAGUGGUGAAAGAGGUUGUGGCCAAUGUCGUAGAAGGGAUUGAGAGAGAUACAAAGCAGGAAUUGGUGAAACAGGUCGAGGCAAUUCAGGUCGACACGAUCGAAGAAAAGGCCAUGCAGGUCUUGAUCAAUGAGGUAGACACGAAUGAGCUAAAGGCCAAACAGGAAAUGGCAAAAAAAGUUGAGAACGUGGUGGAGGAGAUAAAGCAGGAAGGGGCAAAUGAGGUUGAGGCAUAUGAAGUAGAUGCCAUCCAGGAAGUGGCAAAAGAGGUAGAGGAGAUUGAGGGAGAGGCCAAGCAGGAGGUGGUUAUGGAGUUAGAGCCGAAUGAGUUAGAGGCGAAUGACGUAGAGGUGAUUGAGGUAGAAGUGGAGGUAGGGGAUAUUGAGGUGGAGGAGAGUGAGGCGAUUUUGGUAGAGGCGAAUGAUGUAGAGGCAAUAGAGGUAGACGCAAAAGAAGUAGGAGCUAUUGAGUUAGAGGCAAAUGAGGUAGAGCUGAAGGAGGUCGACACGAUUGAAGACGAUACAAAGCAGGAAGUGGUGAAUGAGGAAGGAAGAUGUGAGCAACCUUGGAGGGCAGAGAGUGUUCAGGAAGAGAAGAAAGAGAUUAAGCACAUCCCAUCUUCUAAGGGAGAGAGAAAGAACAGUUUCUGGCGUUGGGCAAUUUGGAGCUUCAUGUGCUGCACACGGCAGCUGGAGAAAGAUGAAGAGGAGAAUGAACGAGGAGGAGACAGAGGGAAGGAGCACCAAGACGAGGAGCUGGGAAACAAGAAGAAAGAAAAGUGGUGGAGACUCCACAGAGGGAGAAACUAUGUGAUGUGUCAGGAGGAGGAGCAGGAGGAGGAGGAGCAGGAGGAGGAGCAGGAGGAGGAUGAGCAGGAGGAGGACAAGGAGGAGGAGCAGGAGGAGCAGGAGGAGGAGCAGGAG
Messenger RNA from Petromyzon marinus (sea lamprey), 2715 nucleotides. NCBI's taxonomy places the organism in Eukaryota, Metazoa, Chordata, Hyperoartia, Petromyzontiformes, Petromyzontidae. The record is from RefSeq and is a predicted model, not a curated record.